ACUGGCUGCGCGGCGCCGGUCGUUCACGCAUCGAGAGAGCGCAUGCACUUUUUCAGCACCAAUUGAGUGUGGACAGUGCACGGCGCCUCAUAGCCUGCUGUGAGUUGUCGGACAUUCAACCUGUGGCUAAGUUUAAACAACUCUAGACGGUUGUACGGUAGGCUUUUGACGGGGAAAACCCCACAAUUGAAUACUAAACACUCGAAAAAGGAAUGCCCGACGUUUGGAAAGAAACAAAGGAAUAUUAUGUUUUUUUGACCUAGUAUACUUCCCUAUUCCUCCUCCGCUACCCUGGUUGGUUUUUCAGACAGCCAGAGUGGUGCUGAGCUGCGGGGUGUUGGUGACUCCGCUUCGGGUGGAGCGCUGCUACUCGGGCUUUAGUUUACUCUCUGCCGGGAGGAUUAGUGUGAUUCUGCAGGGGCUAGGCGACUCUGGUGGGUGGGGUGGUGUGGUGGUGCCAUAGGAGCCCCUCCAUUCAGAAGGAUGCUGGUGGGAAAUGCCUGGCGACAGAGAGGACGAGAUUUGUCAAAAAGCACUAGAACUCCUGUCUGAUCUCUGCUCUAAAGGGGAAGUACAGAACGAGAACUGUCUGGAUUUCAUUUACCAUUUCCGGGACCUCGCCAGACCACGCUACACCGACUCAGAUGUGUCGGUGAGCCUGCUGUCUCUGGUGGUGACUGCCUGUGGCCUGGCCCUGUUCGGGGUCUCCAUCUUCGUCUCCUGGAAGCUCUGCUGGAUCCCAUGGAGGGAGCGUGGCCUCUCCCCCAGCAUCAAGGAGCCCACCCAGGGGCACCACGAUUCCCCCAUGGCACCUUUGCAACCGUACGUCCCAGCCAGGGAGCCAGUCUACACGGCCGUCGACCCACCCGUCUCCGCCCUCGACCGCCGUGAGUCCCACCGCUGUUCCAUCGUCCCUGUGGCAACUGGGACCUUGACGGGGCCGGUGACCCCCGUAUCGCCGCCCCCCACAGCGGCGAUCAUCCCCAUCCCAGAGGCAGCCAUGAAGAUCAGCCACACGUCUCCAGACAUCCCCCUGGAGUCCCAGAGUAAAGGCCGGGAGAACGGGGUCCAAACCAACCCUCGCAUGCAGAGGCAGACCACUGAGCCCUCACCCUCCGUCCGGUCAAUGUCUAUACACACAGAGAUUGGGUCUAACUCUAUCCGUAGAUUAUCUGUAAACAGGUCCAACCCGGACUUCAACGUGGCCCAGUUCCAGAGACAGGACUCCCUGACUGGGAUGGGCCUGGGUCUGGGUCGUCUCAAACCAGAGCUUUACAAGCAGCGCUCCCUGGAAGGGGAUGAGGGGGGCCGGCGGGGCGGAGGCUGCGGACGCCUACACUUCAUUCUCAAGUUCGACUGUGACCUGGAGCAACUCAUCGUCAAGAUCCACAAGGCGCAGGAUCUCCCCGCCAAGGACUUAUUGGGCACCUCGGACCCCUACGUCAAGAUUUACCUACUACCGGACCGGCAGACCAAGCACCAGACCAAGGUUCACCGCAAGACCCUCAACCCUGUGUUCGAUGAGGUAUUCCUGUUCCCCGUGGAGUACGCUGAGCUGCCGACGCGCAAGCUGCACUUCAGUGUCUACGACUUUGACCGUUUCUCGCGCCACGACAUCAUCGGCCAGGUGGUGGUGGACAACUUCCUGGAUCUGGUGGACUUCCCUGCAGAGACAAAGCUUUGCCGGGACAUCCAGUACGUCUCCACGGAUAAUGUGGACCUGGGAGACCUGAUGUUCUCUCUGUGCUACCUGCCCACCGCCGGCAGACUGACCAUCACCAUGAUCAAGGCCAGGAACCUUAAGGCCAUGGACAUCACUGGGGCAUCAGACCCGUAUGUGAAGGUCUCUCUAAUGUGUGACGGUCGGAGAUUAAAGAAGAGGAAGACCUCCACUAAGAGGAACACUUUGAACCCUGUCUACAACGAAGCAAUAGUCUUUGAUGUCCCCCCAGAGAACAUUGACCAGAUCAGCCUUAUGAUCGCUGUCAUGGACUACGACCGUGUAGGCCAUAAUGAGGUCAUCGGGGUGUGUAAAGUGGGCAACGAUGCAGAGCACCUGGGCCGAGACCACUGGAGCGAAAUGCUGUCGUAUCCGCGAAAACCCAUCGCCCACUGGCACCCGCUCAUAGAGUACCAAGGCACCACAGGCGGGAGCCAGGCAGGGUCCUGUAAUUCCCUGAAGACUCCUCCGUCUCCGUAAGCGUCUGGUCCUUCCCGGAAUACGACCACAAGGAGAAGAGCCAGGCGGACCAGCCCAACCAUAGGAGCAUCGGCCUGCUGAGUGGUCGACAUACGGUUAUACGUCACGACUGUGUGCUGUCGAUUUCACGGUUAUCAGAGACCAACCAUUGUCAGCUCUGUGUCUCUGGGACAGGACUUUUGCAUGGGGAGCUGGAUUGAUUCAGUUGCAUGUUGAGUGACCACAUAAUAUGGUUGUUUUCUUUUUUAUUCAGUUCCAAAAAGAAAAUCGAUGACAAAAACAACCAGGCAGUUUUAACAGUUUGAUCUAAGCCUGAGUUUGAAGUAACCGUUUUUUACAUUAGUCUUGCUCUACCAGUUUUUAAUGGGGUGUGUCUGUAUUGCACAGUGUACUUAAAAUCGACCAGUCGAACUGACAUACAUCUUUCAUUUGGAAACGGUGCAUGAGGUCAUGGGUUUUGGUGGAAUAUCUUCUCCUCAGUUGUUUUCUGUUUCUGUUCUUGGAAUAGAAUGUGAAGUUCUGUCAGAUGAUCACAUGACAUGUGCAGUGGCAAUUCAUUUCUUAGACUUAGUACCUGUACGUAAAAAUGUCCUUUCAAAAGUUAUCAAUAAAUAUUUAUUAAUAAAAAACA
Coregonus clupeaformis (lake whitefish) is the source of this 2831-nucleotide messenger RNA. Its product is annotated as synaptotagmin-9-like. The record is from RefSeq and is a predicted model, not a curated record. The transcript is spliced from 7 exons. Gene Ontology annotation, biological process: cellular response to calcium ion; regulation of dopamine secretion; regulation of calcium ion-dependent exocytosis. Bases 497 to 2200 code for a protein of 567 amino acids. Gene Ontology annotation, cellular component: dense core granule; membrane. Gene Ontology annotation, molecular function: calcium ion binding; phosphatidylserine binding; SNARE binding. Lineage: Eukaryota; Metazoa; Chordata; Actinopteri; Salmoniformes; Salmonidae.